ACAUUCAACAUAGCUAUUUACCCGAGUUCUUUUCCUCCAAGGACGAAAACCCUUAGUUUCCCGUUAAGCUUUCUUCAACAUUCAAUCAACAGCAGACGUUUCCUCCAUCCCAGGUCUCAACUGCAGUCUAUAUUCUCCUUGUGUGGUCAUGAUGCGUUACUGGGGUGAGAUCCCGGGGCCUGCGGGGGCUCCUCCCAGUCGCAGUUCCUUUGACUUGCUCCAGCGUGAGUUUCGAUCCGUGGAGAUGCAGGACCCUCCCUUGCACCAGCCCUCUGCACAGCGGCCACGGCCCACCACAAUGCUUGAUAUCCCCUCUGAGCCGUGCAGCCUCACCAUCCACACAGUGCAGCUGUGCCAGCACGUUCGCCGUCUCCGAGGUCUUCUGGCAGCAGCCCAAGCCCAAUCUCAGGGUCAGAGCUCAACAUCCUCCGAGGGUGGCAGCAAGCUGGACGAGGCUGAUACCAACCUGCCGUUAUGCCCUCCCACCCCACCUGUUAUGCCAGAUGACCUGCUACCUGUGGAUAGCAAAGCCCCCCGACAGCCCUUUCAGCUCCGCCACAGCGACCCUGAAAGUGACUUUUACAAAGGUAAAGGCGAACAGGUCACAGAACUGAGUUGGCCCUCCUGUAGGCAGCUACUGUAUCAGUCUGUAGCGACCGUCCUGGCCCAUGCUGGCUUCGAAUCUGCUCAGGAAAGCGUCCUGGAGACGCUCACGGAUCUGGUCCACGAGCAUUACCUGCGUCUAACCCGCCUGCUGCGGGUGGCAGUGGACAGGGAGGCUCGACUUGGAGCCAGUCCCUUCCCAGAUGUGGUGGAGCAGGUGUUCCAUGAGGUGGGAAUUGGCAGCGUUCUGACCUUGCAGCGAUUCUGGCAAGUGAGGAUCAAGGACUAUCACAGCUACAUGCUGCAGCUCAGUAAGGAUCUAUCAGAGGAAUACGAGCGACUGGUAAAUCCAGAGAAAGCUCUUGAGGACUCAAAGUCCCCGAAGAUCAAGGUGGAGGCCAUGAAUGACAUUCCCUUCCCUGUUAGUGAGGAGCCUGAGGCUGACUUGGCCUCCGGGGACCAGGCUUUGCCAAUGGGGGUCCUUGGUGCCAAUGCUGAGAGGCUGGCUUCAGGGCUGGAUGGAGACCAUUCUCCUCAUACCUCAGGUGGAGGUGUGGCAAACAACUCCCCUCUGUGGCCUCAGGUAAAAGUGGAGCCACAGGACGGCGAGGAAGGCCAAGCUUCGGCUCACCAUCAUCAUCACCACCACCACCACGGGGUCCUGGGCGGAGAUGUGUUUGAGGACGGUGGGCCCAUGUCCACCAUGAGUGAGUCAGGAGGAGUAAUGGGGCCCUCACCCGGAGGGGUGGGAUCUGAUGGAAGCUAUGCUUCCCAUUCGCCCGACUCCAUGAUGGUUGACGAUUUUGACCAGAGACCCAAGAAACGGACAAAGAAGAUGUGAGGCUGUUUUGGCAGAGAAAUUGACUCUGAGCCAAAGUGCUGAAACACACCAGUGUUAAUCUGACAAGAGCGCUGAACUCAUGGUGGAAGGCGGGGCUUUUGUAGUUCUUUGUUUUUACUAAAUAUAUUAAUGGAGUUAAUCACCAAAAGAAUAAACAUCUUCUGGGGAACCAGCUGCACUAA
This is a messenger RNA of Pundamilia nyererei, 1626 nucleotides long. RefSeq names its product SPT7 like, STAGA complex subunit gamma (gene supt7l). The record is from RefSeq and is a predicted model, not a curated record. The transcript has 5 exons. Gene Ontology annotation, cellular component: SAGA complex. The coding region runs from base 149 to 1444 and encodes 431 amino acids. NCBI's taxonomy places the organism in Eukaryota, Metazoa, Chordata, Actinopteri, Cichliformes, Cichlidae. Gene Ontology annotation, molecular function: transcription coactivator activity; protein heterodimerization activity.